AUGUUGAAGCUACUAGUUUUACUAGCGGCUUUUACAUUAAUCCAUGCUUCAAGACACUAUUCCCCUAUUAUAGCCGCUUUGGGAUUUUCGUUAAUUGGGUUCACCGUGACAGAUUGGAUGAUUCCACGUGUCAGCUCCGCGUUUGUGAAGAUAGGUUGCUUUGGUAAAGACUUAAGCAAACCGGGCAAGCCUGUAAUCCCAGAGACUAUUGGUGCAAUUUCUGCCACGGUAUAUCUCUUCAUUAUGUUCUUCUACAUUCCCUUUUUAUUUUACAAAUAUCUUGUGGUGCUGACAUCUGGUGGAGGACAGCGUGACGUGUCAGUUAUGGAAACAGCCAAUGAUCACCUUUUUCCCCAUGGAAAGCUUUCCGAAUAUUUGAGUGCAGUACUAUGUCUUGAGAGCACGGUUCUUCUUGGAAUUGCUGAUGAUCUUUUCGAUUUGAGAUGGCGGCACAAGUUUUUCCUACCCGCCGUUGCUGCCAUACCUCUGCUAGUGGUAUACUACGUUGAUUUUGGUGUAACGUAUGUUUUGAUUCCAGAGUUUAUUCGUAAAUUAUGUGGCACGAGCAAAACUACAGUCGAUUUGGGUGCAUUGUAUUAUAUUUACAUGGCAGCGAUGGCUAUUUUCUGCCCCAACUCAAUCAAUAUCUUGGCUGGUGUCAAUGGUCUGGAAGUUGGCCAAAGCAUUAUUCUCAGUGCCAUCUUCCUUAUCAAUGACUUUAUUUAUUUAUUAAUAGGGACUGAGGCUUCCAAGGAAUCCCACUUGUUCUCGGCAAUUUUAAUCAUACCAUUUUUGGGUGUCUCUUUAGGUCUUUGGAAGUGGAACCGUUGGCCAGCCAAAGUGUUUGUUGGAGAUACUUACUGCUAUUUUGCAGGUAUGGUGUUCUCGGUGGUGGGUAUCUUGGGCCACUUUUCCAAGACAACUUUACUAUUCUUCCUUCCUCAGAUAUUCAAUUUCGCUUACUCAUGCCCGCAGCUAUUUAAGCUGGUACCAUGCCCUAGGCACCGGAUGCCACGGUUCAAUGAACCUGACGGCCUGAUGUAUCCCUCACGUGCCAAUUUGGUAGAGGAUCCACCAAAAGGCAUUAUGAUACCAAUUCUGAAAGUAUUAUACAAGAUCAAACUUAUUGAUUUAGACCUCGAUGAAAAGACUGGUGCUAUAAAGAAUUGCUCGAAUAUGACGCUCAUUAACCUUGUCCUCGUGUGGUUUGGGCCUAUGAGAGAAGACAAGCUUUGCCGGACGAUCUUGACCCUGCAAUUUGUCGUCGGGCUGCUAGCUGUUGUAGCUAGACACAUGAUAGGCUCUUUAGUUUUUGGGCAUGACAAUUUGCACUUUUUAUGA
Lachancea fermentati is the source of this 1341-nucleotide messenger RNA. NCBI's taxonomy places the organism in Eukaryota, Fungi, Ascomycota, Saccharomycetes, Saccharomycetales, Saccharomycetaceae. The record is from the annotation of a GenBank genome assembly.